Messenger RNA from Oncorhynchus keta (chum salmon), 4121 nucleotides. It is a transcript of the gene slmapa, whose product is annotated as sarcolemma associated protein a. The record is from RefSeq and is a predicted model, not a curated record. The transcript has 22 exons. Gene Ontology annotation, molecular function: protein binding. Gene Ontology annotation, biological process: regulation of membrane depolarization during cardiac muscle cell action potential; regulation of voltage-gated sodium channel activity; protein localization to plasma membrane. Bases 1493 to 4036 code for a protein of 847 amino acids. Lineage: Eukaryota; Metazoa; Chordata; Actinopteri; Salmoniformes; Salmonidae.
AUGUCGCGUGCGCUUACAACGGCAACACAUCGGCGCUUUUACCGGUCUGUCUGAUUUCAUUUCAGUUAUGACUACGGAUUCUUGUGGAGGAGGACAAGUUUUUCGAAAGUUUACCCAAUUCAACGGAAUAAUUCUGUAAAAUCACAUCUUGUGUCAUCGAUAAGUGUGUCUUAUUAACUUGGGGGUAAUCUUCAGAAGAUUAGCGACUGGACUGGGGAUGAAGCCAAAACUCGUCUCAGUUUUCCGUGUCUGCUCUGUCAGCUAGCUGGCUAACUAGCUAGCAAGGCUAUCCACCCUAGCUAACUAUUUCCGACUCAGCUAACGUUUGCUUUUUUUUUUGUGAAGAGGGCCCAGCUUUACUAGCUAGCGUUACAUGUCUUUAGUUGCUUGUCUCGAUUUGAUAUUUUUUUUGUUGUUGCCACGAAUUAGCGUUAUUCAAGCGUUCAAGAGUUGGUUGAACACCAGUCGAUUAUUCACCCGAAGAGGCCGCUCCGGCUUGAUUACAAGUUGUUAGCACGUUAGCUAGCUUUAUUAUUUUUAAAGAUUUUUUUUUUAUAGCUAUAUCUGGGUAGUUGCCAGCAAACAGCCAAACUGCAGGGUUUUUGUAUUGGGCACAUUCAUCUCUACAUCCCGCUGCAAUACCCAUUUUAGAUUUAAGGGUUGUCUUUGCAGCAGUUUGAAACAUUUCAGCUUCGAGAUUAGAAAGAUUUGUUGCUGUUCAGGGCCCUGAAACUCAAUAUUAGCUUGCUAGUCUGCCUGAGUUGGGAGUGGCUAGAGGUUUGCAUUAGCUGGUUAGCGAGCUAGCUAACAAACAAGGUCAGAUGUUCUUAUAUCGCACCCGUCUAUAGUGCGUAUGUUAAACAACGUAAUGACACAAACUCUAUAGAAAAACAAUGUAUUAAUGACCUGUUAAACCACGGUCAGAUUGACAGCGGUUGUGUUUCAAUAGCCGUAUCAUCAGCAGGCGCAGGGAUCGGAAACCCCGCACUGGUCAAAUAGUUUGUAUAAACUACCAAUCUGGAUUUAUCCGUUGCUGUGCUAAAGAUUGGGUGCCACACUAGCCUGCUCAAUAUAGCUUCUUUCCCUGUACAUUUUGAUGGACGUGAUUAGAUAUUUUCUAGACGGCUACUAUUGUUAUCGUCAUGCGAUUCUGGCUAGUCAGAGAUCUGACCUGUACAUAGAUAGUCGUGUUGAAUAACAUUCAGUGGACGUAAUGUAGCUCUGUGGAAAGAUAAACCAAAAAUCUUUUUUUUUUUUUUUUUUGAUUUACCAGAGUGUUGGUUACGUUUCUCGUUGAAAAACGUUAAAAAAAAUGAAUAUAAUGUUUGAUAGCUAGUUCGUGCUUGAACUCAAAAUAGAAUAGCCAGCCAGCGGAAUAGCUAGGCUAAAUUGAAUUAACAGCCGAUGAUUGAAGACUUAGAACGUUGUCAUUCUGGAUCAAGAAACCUUGUCUUUAGUCUCUGGUUGGAGUAACACUCCCAAGCCAUCAUCAAUGCCUUCAGCGCUGGCCGUUUUCUCCUGCCGUCCGAAUUCACACCCUUUUCAGGAACGUCAUGUCUACCUGGACGAGCCAGUCAAGAUCGGGCGCUCUGUGGCACGAUGCCGACCGGCUCAGAACAACGCUACGUUCGACUGCAAGGUUCUGUCACGGAACCAUGCCCUCCUCUGGUUCGAUCACAAGACUGGCAAGUUCUACCUCCAGGACACUAAAAGCAGUAACGGGACGUUCAUCAACAGCCAGCGUCUGAGCCGGGGGUCUGAGGAAAGCCCCCCCUGCGAGGUCCUCUCUGGCGACACCAUCCAGUUUGGGGUUGACGUCACAGAGAACACGCGCAAAGUCACUCAUGGCUGCAUAGUGUCGACAAUCAAGCUGUUUCUACCUGAUGGCAUGGAGGCUCGACGACGAUCAGAUGUCAUCCAAGCACCGUUACCACUUCCUGUUGAUAAGGUUACGGCCAACACCCCCAGUCAUGCUAUGUCAUGGAACUUCCAGCUCUCCCAGUAUCUGCAGGAGGCCCUACACAGGGAGCAGAUGUUGGAACAGAAGUUGGCAACUCUGCAACGCCUACUGGCCAACACACAGGAGGCUUCAGAGAGCAGCUGGCAGGCGUUGAUAGAUGAGGACCGGCUUCUCUCCAGACUAGAGGUGAUGGGCAACCAGCUACAGUCCUACUCUAAAAACCAAACUGAGGAUGGGAUGCGUAACGAGCUGGUAGCCCUGCAGGAAGACAAACACAACUAUGAGACCACGGCCAAAGAGUCCCUGAGGAAGGUCCUACAAGAGAAGAUAGAGGUGGUCAGGAAGCUGUCAGAGGUCGAGAGAUCUCUGAGUAACACGGAGGAUGAGUGUACUCACUUGAAGGAGAUGAACGAGAGGAACCAGGAGGAGCUCAGAGAACUGGCUAAUAAAUACAACGGGGCCAUCAACGAGAUCAAGGACCUCACUGACAAGAUAAAGCUGGCAGAGGGUCGUCAGGAGGAGUUGACUCAGAGGGGUCAGAUGGAGAAGAAGGAACUGCAGCUUUGUAUUGAUGAGCUGGAGGAGAAGGAACAGGCUCUACAGGCCCGUAUCGAGGCCUUACAGGCUGAUAACGACUUCUCUAACGAACGCCUCACUGCCCUGCAAGUUCGGUUAGAACAGCUUCAGGAGAAAAGCAUAAAGGACAACAACAGUUUAGGAGAUCCACCAGGAGACAAUGACGUAGACGUUGACAUCGACCUGAAACAACAGGAAGCCGUGAAACAGUUGAAAGAAGCAGUUGGCUCGUCGUUGCACAAGCUGGCCAACUUUGACGAGGUCAUAGAUGCCCACCUGCAGAACAACCAGACAGCGGAAGGAGACAGCCUUACCAGUCCUGACAGACUCAAAGAAAACCUAGUGGAUGCUAAGGAGUCGGACAUGUCAGAUACACUAAGUCCCAGCAAAGAUCGCAGCAGUGACGACACUUCAGACGGAAACAUGGAUGAUCAUGAGCUGAACGAGCCACAGAACAGGGUCGCCCUGCUCAAAGAUGAACUCAGUCGCGCCAACCUGGAGCCCGGGGACACAGAGCAGGUGAUUAACCACCUCCACAGAGAGCUGCUGGAGGCCCAGGACUUGGCCAACACGGGCAAGCAGAAGUGUCUGGAGCUUCAGGCCUUACUGGAGGAGGAGAGGAGGAGUAACAGGCAGCAGACUGAGGAGUCAGCCAAGCAGAUCCAGUACCUACAGAGUCAGUUGGGGAAGCUAGCGGUAGACAUGGAGGAGCUGAAGGAGCAGAGAGAGAGCAGCAUCAGCAGCACACAGGAGGAGCUGUACUCUGCUCAGGAGGAGGUGCUAGUUCUCCACCACGCCAUGGAGGCCGCCACGGCCGAGAGGGAGCGAGACAUCGCCGCCCUGCAGAGGGACCUGGGAGGUGUCACGGCCGAGCUGGAGAAGUGGCGUCAGGCUGCGUCGAAAUACGAACAGGAGAUCAACUCCCUGCAGGCCACCUUCCAACAGCAGAGCCUGCACCAGCAGAGAGCCCUCGAGCUACAAGGAGAGUUGGAGCGUCUUCAGAAGGGCUGUUCCAGUCUGCAGCAGGAGUGUGAGUGUCUCCGUUCUGAGAAGACGACCCUGGUGAACAGACUACACGGACUGGAGACGGACCUGGACAGUUCCAGGGAGCAGACUGCAAGUCUGAACAGCAGUCUUCAGUUACUGGAGAAGUCCCAGGGAGAGAUGCAGAGUAGACUGGGCUCACUGCAGGACCAACACCUCCUGGACGCUAACAAGCUGCAGUCACAGCUAACCCAGGCUGCUAGCAGGACACAGAGCCUGCAGAGAGAGUAUGAGGACACCCAGACCUUGCUAUCUGACCUGCGGCAGCGUUACGACAGGACAGAGCAGGAGAAACGCUCCAUCAACGAGGAGCUGGAACAGUGUAAAUUCAACCUCAAACUGCUGCAGGACAAGGGCAAGAAUAUUGGUUGGAGCCCCUGGAUACCAGUGGUAGCAGUGAUGGUAGCAGUGACAGCAGUGGUGCUUUACCACAACUCCAAGAGCACCUCGAACUGAGGAGGCAGCGACCUAUAUAACCACACCUCCUGUACCACCUCUACCUGUCUACCAGGCCUGCCCUGGUCUCCACUGUUCCCUCCAC